Salvelinus namaycush (lake trout) is the source of this 7732-nucleotide messenger RNA. RefSeq names its product tensin-like. Gene Ontology annotation, biological process: fibroblast migration. Gene Ontology annotation, molecular function: protein binding. NCBI's taxonomy places the organism in Eukaryota, Metazoa, Chordata, Actinopteri, Salmoniformes, Salmonidae. The coding region runs from base 233 to 4915 and encodes 1560 amino acids. The record is from RefSeq and is a predicted model, not a curated record. The transcript has 28 exons.
UCCCUUCCUCUCUUUCUAUCUCUCUCCCUUCCUCUCUUUCUCUUGUUCUUGUUCUUUUUCCCCAUCUCUGUUCUACCAUUGGAUGUGACAGAGGUCAGUUGCUUCGCUUAAUUCCCGGCCGGCCACUCCUCAGCUGCCGUUGAAGCAUGUAGAAACUCCGGGAACCCCAAGGUCCUGUAAGAGUGAGCAGACUAGACGAAGGUCAUCACGGAGUGUCAGUCUGCUGCAGGCCAUGGAUGAGAACUAUGAGGUGGACCUGGUGUACAUCACCGAGAGGAUCAUCUCUGUCUCCUUCCCCAGCGGAGCGGAGGAGCACAGCUACACCUCCAACAUUAAGGAGGUGGCCUCCAUGCUGGCCUCCAAACACGGGGAACACUAUCUGCUCCUCAACCUAAGCGAGCGGAGGAAUGACAUCACCAAGCUUAACCACAAGGUGCUGGAGUUUGGCUGGCCAGACCAUUAUGCUCCGGCCCUGGAUAAGAUCUGCAGCAUGUGCAAGGCCAUGGACACCUGGCUCAACGCUGACCAACACAAUGUAGUGGUGCUUCACAACAAGGGGAACCGUGGGAGGACAGGAGUGGUGGUGGCUGCCUACAUGCAUUACAGCAACAUAUCAGCCAGUGCUGACCAGGCACUGGACAGGUUCGCCAUGAGGCGCUUCUACGAAGACAAAGCACUUCCUGUGGGUCAACCGUCCCAGAGAAGGUAUGUGCGUUACUUCAGUGGUCUGCUCUCUGGCCACAUCAAGAUUAACAACAAGCCUCUGUUCCUGCACCACGUCAUCAUGCACGGCAUCCCCAACUUCGAGUCCAAAGGAGGCUGUCGUCCUUUCCUGAAGAUUUACCAGGCGAUGCAGCCAGUCUACACGUCAGGGAUAUAUAACGUCCAAGGUGACAGUCACACCAGUAUCUGCAUCACCAUUGAACCUGGCCUUCUCCUAAAGGGAGACAUUUUGUUGAAGUGUUACCACAAGCGUUUCCGGAGCCCCAUUAGGGAUGUGGUAUUUAGAGUGCAGUUCCACACCUGUGCCAUCCACGACCUGGGAGUGGUCUUCGGGAAGAAUGAACUGGAUCAGACUUUUAAAGAUGAGAGAUUUCCAGAAUAUGGGAAAGUGGAAUUUGUCUUCUCCUUCGGACCUGAGAAAAUCAAAGGAAUGGGCCACCUUGAGAAUGGCCCACAAGUGUCGGUGGACUACAAUACCCAAGACCCCCUCAUCCGCUGGGACUCCUACGAGAACUUCAACAGGGGCUGCGAGGAUACAGGAGAUGACGUUGUUCACACCCAAGGCCCCCUCGACGGCAGCCUGUAUGCCCGAGUCCACAAGAAAGAGUCCCUCGAUGGAGUGGUCACAAUCAACGGCCUUCCCGUCCUCGACCACCCCCUAUCGAACGCAGACCACACCCCCCAACACCCUGACCACACCCUCCCAAGUUCUGACCGCACCCUCCCGGUAGUGGGCCACGCCUCCCUGCCCGCGGUCGACCACGCCCUGUCGGUCAGCAGCGACUCUGGGAACUCGACAGCAUCUGUCAAAACCGAUCGCACCGAUGACCACAGUCUGUUGCUGCAUGGAGCGGUGAACACCAACCAGAACCACAACACGCCCAGUCAUCCCCCUCUCAGUCCCCAGGAGAAGAGAGAGUUGGACCAGCUUCUGAGUGGCCUUGAGGCCCCCAUGCUCCACCGCCAGGCCUACCUGGCUACCUCCACCAGCCCCGGGGGGGGAAUACGCCACCUUGUCCCAGCCCAGGUGCACGUCAGCGGGCAUACCCGGCUCAUUGCAGCCCCCUCCGCCGAAGAGCGCGAGACGGACAUCUUGGACGACGAGCUGCACAUCAGUCAGGAGGGUAACAGCGUGGACAGUUUGGGAACACUCUCGUCAUUGGAGGGCCAGGCCACGCCCGCAGAGCUGUACUACCAAUCACAGAUGCCCAUUAACAGGCAGAACGACGGGCCAUACCUAGAGAAGCUACGGGAGAUGCCGGUGCACCGGGUACGGACUUCUACGUCGGCACAGGAGCGGAUCAUGGACUCCAGUUCGCCCCAGGAGGAGGAGUACUCUCCUAACAGUUACCAGAACGGGAGUAUGCAGCGUUCCCAGUCCUUCGGGACCCCCGAGCCGGGAGGCCCCAAGCUGCCCAGGGCCCCUGAGAGGAGCACCAGUAGCAGGGAGGCAGUCCAGAGGGGGCUGAACGCAUGGCACCAGUACAGUCUGCCAGACGACCCCUUCGGUCCUCCCUUACAGAGCACCCACAGUCUGCCCCACUUCCCCCCCACCGCCUCUCAGCACGACAUAGAGCAGUCUAUCGAAGCCCUCGACAUGCUGAUGCUGGAUCUGGACCCACACACAGGACAGGUGCCCAAGUCCUACAGCGCCCCCUCUGGUGAGAACAGUGUAGGAGGGUCAGCCCAGAUCCCCUUCUCCCAAUCUCUGGCCAGGCCGUCCUACCAGGCAGACUCAGCCAUCCAUGGCUAUAACAUUAACUACAAUGCCUUCGGACAGCCUCUGAGGUCGACGGCUGGCCGGGUUUCAACGUCGCCCGUCCAGAGUCCUGUGGCUGAGUCUCCCCUGUCGUACGCCCCCCCGAGGUCCGCCUCGUACCAGCCCCACACCAACACCACUCCAAUACACCCCCCCGAGCCCUACCACACGCGCCCAGCCCAGGGGCCUGGUUCCCCCCUCUACCCCUCUGACUCCUCCCCCACCUUCGGACAGCUCCAGAUGAAGCCCCUGAACUCGUACCCAGGUGGGACGGUGGUGUCCCACUCCCCAGACCGCAAGGGAGGGUCUCCCUAUCAUGGCUACAGCACCUCCUCCUCCCCCCUCCCCAACUCUUCCCCCCUUCUCAAGGAGCCAGAACCUGAGGAGGAGAACCUCAAUCUGGAGGGCCUGGUGGCUCAACGCAUCGCUGGGAUGCGUUCCCGUGGGAUGACCCCGGAGGAGGCUCAGGAGACCGUCCGCCGUCGGACCACUAGCGAGGGGCACUACCAGAGUGGCAAUGAGGACCCUCCAGCCCACACGGGGGCGCCGGUGCGUUCCCCUGUCCACUCGUCAGACUUCCACAUCCUCAACCCUGGAGGAAGACCCAGAGAGGGCCCCAUGCACAGCUACCGCGAGGCGUAUGAGGAUGAUGAUGCUGACGGUCGGGCUGCUGUCAGUCCUAUGUUCAGCAGUGGUGGUGAGGCCCACCCCCUGACCCCUGCCUUCCCUGUCUCACCUCAGACCCCUUACUUCAACAUGUCCCGUUCUCCUCCAGGCUUGGCCAAAACCCCUCUCUCUGCUUUAGGACUGAAGCCCCACCAUCCAGCAGACAUUCUCCAUGGUGGAUCAGACGGCCGUGGUUAUGGUGGACACCCCUUUAAUGAUCCUAUAUCUUCCAGUAGUCCCAUCCACAGCCCAGACGGCAUGAGGAUGACUUCCUCCAUUCGGCUCCAGGCUGACUCCGGCUUCCACUCCCACCCCUUGGAGAGCGCCCAGCACACCCCCGUUCCGUCCUACGGCCCCCACUCCCCUGAGGGAUCCCAGGUCAGCGUCGUGGGCCCCCUCCACACCGUCCCCGGAAGCCCCAACACACUCCACCGCACGGUGGCCACCAACACCCCACCAAGCCCCGCCCUCCAGCGCCGCCUGGCCAACCAGGCCAGCCCGGGUCUGGCUCGUCACCCCACACCGCCCAAUGGAAAUAGGGUACAAGUCCCCGGCAGCCCUGUGAUCCCCGCAAGAGGCUCCAGAACCACCGCCGUCCCUCCUAGCCCUUUGAUGGGGCGCCACCCGAUGGCCAGUGGCCACACUACGCCCGAUGACAGACAGGGGGCACCACCCACGCCCUCCUUCCCAGUGUCGCCCCAGCCGAUGCUUCCAGAGAAGAGGCGGAUGCCCAGUGGAGAGAGGUCCAAUGGGGGGCUGUCGUAUGGGACUGUGGAUGGGAAGACCACCACACCCACCUUACCCAGUGGAGGCAGCACGCCCAGUGUGUCCACCUCUCACACCCUACCCGACCUCUCCAAAUUCUCCAUCUACGACCAGAGUCCAGACAUCAGGCUGAACGUGAAGUUUGUCCAGGACACGUCUAAGUUCUGGUACAAGCCAGACAUCUCCAGAGAGCAGGCCAUCAGUCUGCUGAGAGACAGGGAGCCAGGGGCCUUCGUCAUCAGGGACAGUCACUCCUUCAGAGGGGCCUACGGCCUGGCCAUGAAGGUGGCCUGCCCACCUCCCACCGCCCAGGCCAACAAGAAAGUUGGUGACAUCACAAGCGAGCUGGUGAGGCACUUCCUGAUUGAGACGAGCCCCAAAGGCGUGCGUCUGAAGGGCUGUCCCAACGAACCCUACUUUGGAUGUCUGUCUGCCCUAGUGUACCAACACUCGAUGACUCCUCUGGCCCUGCCCUGCAAGCUGAUGAUCCCCAGCAAAGAUCCCAAUGAGGAGGCCCUGGAGCUGGACACUCCCACUGACACAGUGGCCGAGCUGGUGAAACAAGGAGCAGUAGCACAGCAACAAGUCCCCGAGGAGGCCCAUGCAUGCAAUGUUCUUUACAUCAGCUCUGUGGACAUGGAGUCUCUGACCGGUCCUCAGGCCGUCGCCAAGGCAAUCAGCGAAACGGUGGCCGUCAACCCGUUGCCCACGGCAACAACCGUCCACUUCAAAGUGUCGUCCCAGGGCAUCACCCUCACGGAUAGCCAGAGGAAGGUCUUCUUCCGAAGGCACUACCCAAUCAACACUGUCACCUACUGUGACAUUGACCCCCAGGACAGGAAGUGGAGCAAGGAAGGAGGUGGAACGGCAAAACUGUUUGGUUUCGUGGCACGUAAACAAGGAAGCACAACGGACAACGUCAGCCACCUGUUUGCCGAGUUGGACCCCGACCAGCCUGCUUCAGCCAUCGUCAACUUCGUCUCCAAAGUCAUGAGGCGAUGAAACCAACCAACCCCCGGCAGCCAUUUUUUUGUUCUUCCAUUUUUUUUCCUUAAUUUUGGAUUGUGUUUCAUUAUUUUCUUCUGUUCUCUUUGUUUUCUUCUGCGAGAUUUUAUGUUUGAAGGACUUGGAGGUAAUCCAAGAUGGCGUCAGAGGAAGUUGUGGCUGGAGUGGUGACAGUGAUAACGUGGCUCGAGCUGGUGGAGGAAGAUGGUUUCUUCCACAGGGUAACUGUGGAAGUCCAAGUGGAGAAGCUGCGUGCUAAACUACGUAUCAGUGGGAGAAAAGGACACUGACAUUUAUCAGGUUUUCGGAUUGAUUUACCAAAGGUAGCACCACUCAGAACAAGUAUGUCAUUAUUAGAUGGUCAGUUUAAGGCGUUGUAGGUUCUCUUUUUUUUGGUUCUUUUUUUACAAUGGGACUGUUGAAAUGAAACAGACAAAAACAGAAAGAAUGCUUUCUUCUUGAACUUUAUUCUGUCUUCAGAAAAAUAGUUUGCCUCAAUGGCUUCUUACUAAAGAAUAUUUAAGAAGACAUUUUGCAUGUUAGCUCGAUCUUUAAGCUUGGUCCACUAAAGUAAUUUGUGAACCCUCGAGUGGACAUUUCCCAGGCCUGUUGUAUGUUGUAAAGGGCUCAACAGCGAGAAAAAUAAACUGUUCUCAACUUCACAGAGCAGAUCAACCUUCUCAUAAAACACAUUGCUAAUGUUAGGUCCAGACUUGACCAGUCGAUCCUGGAGCGCACUGAUUGAUUUCAGAUGUGGGAGAUGGAUUACUCUGGCCUGUGGAAAGGUAGCUGGUAAAUCUACUGCUGUCACUCCUCCUGUCCACACGGUGGUGCCGAUUAUCCACGUUUGAACUCAAUCCUGCUUGACUCAGACUGAUCCUCACCUGCUGGCUGCUCACAGACACUGCUACUUAACACACUGGAAACAAACGCCAGGGACUGGUCCGAGCCCUGGGCCCUAGGCACUGUCCUGCAUGUUUUAGUCCAACUGCACCCCCCUCCCUCUAAGCUACGUUCAACAUCACCAAAACGGCCAUUCUAUGCUGUGUUCUAUGAAGACUUUAACCCUAAGACAAGAAAACAGAGGUUGUUUGCCUUGUUAGAGACUGCAUGAUAUUAUAAACCAUUUUUGGACUCUACUAAAGAGUCCUAAAAAGAAAAAAGAACAUGUAGACAGCCUUUUGUUGAAGUAGUUACUCGAUGGUGAGAUGCGAUAUUUAUUUUAUUUUCUUGUUCCAACUUGCAGCAGGGUUUCACUGUAUCAAGCAAGGUUGUCUUUCAUUUUUAACCAAAAGGGAAUUUAUCCUCUCACCAGAUCGCAUCUACAUACCUUUAGACAAACCUAGAGGUUGUCACACUGUGUGUAAAUGCCUGCUUCUCAAACACACACCACCCACUCUUUCAUAAGCUAAGGAAAAAUGAUAUUGAUAUCAAAUGUAUAUAGAUAUACUACUUUGAAAGGUAACAUAGCUAAAAAAAAUAUUUAUUUUUGUUGCUUUGUUCCUCCAUGAUAACUCAUAUAUACAUAUAUUGUACAGUCUACAUAAAGAAGAUUACCUUAAGGAUUGAGAAAAAAAUACUUAUUUUGGCUAAUGAUUUCAAAGUCGGGAGAUUUUGAAAGGCUUUUGGAUAUAUAUGGUGUACAUUACUCAGUACAUGUAUGUUUGUUCUAGCUCGUCAUGUUUCUUCUUCUUCGUGUUCUCAGAGAUUGAGGUUAGGCAUGUAUGGGAUGAAAGCAUAUGAUUUUUACAGGAAAAAUGCAUGGACAAAACCGUCCGGGUGGUAUACCAACAUAAUGUUCAAGUUUGUCUUAAACGCUGCCAUAAUACAGCGAAUAAUAUCAGUUACAUGGCAAAUGUUGUUGCCAGUUUUAGGGUCAGCUCUUGAAUAUGGAUUUACCAUAUUAUGAAAAUAUGAAAUGUUCUUUAAAAAAAAAUCUGUUUUUAUAAGGGAAGCAUGAGGACAUUUAAUUUAGAAGCCGACCUUAAAUGCAAUAUGUAAACAACAAUGUGCACCCCAUCAUAACGACAUUAUGAUUUGCCAAAGAUUCAAACACAUAACUUCUAUGGUGUCUACAUGUUUGGCUUUUUCCCAAGGAAAUUGUGUUGCUAAGCCGAAUUAAUUCAUAAAUGUUCCUUCUGUUGCCAGUAAAUAUGCAGACCCACAUACCACUAACACCACCAUUAUAUAUGAACUUCCCUAUUCUCUCUCUCGUCCUCUCCAUUGCAACUGAAUGGAGUUGAGACUAUUGUUAACCCGUUUAGAAAUACCAAGCACUUACCAAUGGAAUACCACAACCAUACAACAGAUGCAGAGAUGCAAACAAUUACUUUAUAUAAUUUCAUGUGAAUAUCAGUGUUGAAGGCAAAAUGUUGUCUACAAUUCUUCAAAUAUCUUUUAUUUGAGCUACUAUGUCUAGCUAUAAUCACCCCGAUGUCCAAACCGUGGCCCUCUGUGACCCUCUGUGGCCCUCCGUGGCCCUCUCAAAAGUAACAUGAUUUAUUUAUUCUCCUUAUUUAUUCUUUAUUUGCCGGUAUGUUUUUUUUUUUUUUUUUAAGUCCUCAACAUUUCAAGCUACAUGACCCCGCGGUUGUCAGUCAGUGUUAACCAAUGGAAAUGGAAUGUGUUUUUGUGUGGAGGUGUGUGGAGGAAUUCAGUGUACAGACGGGACUUAAUGAGUGUGUGAAUGUAUUACUUAGGAUGUACAGAAGGGUCUUGUGUUUUUUUCUUCAUUUGCAUUAUACUGUCAUGGCUUACCUGUUCCUGAGGAGAAAAAAAAACAUUAAAGCAAUACAAAUCCGUUACAGUAAAACA